UAUGAUUCACCCCAUCCUUGGUCUUCCCCUUGCUUCUAACAUAUUUGCGGAGGGUUUUCUUGUGUGUCUCUAGCAAGUUUGAUCUCGUUUUGUGCCUUGACCUUUCUAAUUUUGCCCCGACAGCCUUGUGUUAUUUUAUAGUCAUCCUUUGUGAUUUCCACUUUUUGUAAGACUCUUUUUUUUUCAUGUUUAGAUCAUUCCGAGAGCUCCUCGUUAGAUUAGAAUGGUCUCCUGCCAGAGUUCCUAAAUUUCCUGCAGAGUAGAAUACAGCUGGUCCCCGAGUUACGAACGCAUUGACUUAUGACCAUUCGUAUUUACGACCAACCUCCUCUACAGCCGGUCCCCAAGUUACAAACGCAAUCCGUGCUUAUGAACAGCGCCGCCAUACGACUCCCCAUUCCCAAACCUGACCUGAUCGCCCGGCUGGAAGCAGGGGAAGAUCCGUGGGUCCCUGAACUGCAGGUCUCCGAGGAAAGGAAGAUCCCAGGCGGCACAGGGAAGGGGAAUCCAUCCCCAGAAGGUCCCGAGGAAGUGGAAUGGCAGGAGACUUUUAUGAGACGAGCAGACGGACUUUUCCCCCAGUGCUUGGAACAGAGAGACGCCUGGAGGAAUGGGCCAGAAAGGACGCUGGAAAACAGCCUACGGCGGAAAGCAGCUGAAUCUGUUGAAUGUGGCAGAGGAGGAAAUGGUCCUAGCGAACGCACGGUUGAGCAGAAAAGUCCCAUGGAUUAUGGGAAAAGCUUCGUUCAGCUCUCAGGCCUCGUUAGCCACGGGAGAAUCCGCCCGGGAGAAAGUCCCUGUAAGUGCUCGGAUUGCGCGAGAAACUUUCAUCAGAGCUCAGAUCUUUCUGGCCACCGAAGAGGGCUCACAGGAGAGAGACCGUAUCAGUGCUGUGAGUGUGGGAAAAGCUUCCGUGCCACAUCGUCCCUUGUUCACCACGCGAGAACCCACACGGGAGAGAAACCCUAUCAAUGCACGGACUGUGAGAAAAGCUUCACGCGGAGCUCCAUUCUUACGAGGCACCGCAGACUGCACACGGGAGAGAGACCCUAUCCAUGCUUCGAGUGCGGGAAAAUUUUCAGCGUCCCGUCCGCCCUCCUUCGACACCGGAGGACCCACACGGGAGAGAAACCCUUCCACUGUUCAGACUGUGGGAAGAGCUUCAGUGAUGGUUCAGUGCUUAUUAACCAUAGACGAACCCACACAGGGGAGAAACCCUUUACAUGCUUGGACUGUGGGAAAAGUUUUGCACAGAACGCAAACCUUAUUACUCAUCGGAGACUGCACACUGGAGAGAAACCCUAUAAAUGUACAGACUGUGGGAGAGGGUUCAGUCAGCGGUCCAGCCUUAUUAGCCACGGAAGAAUUCAUACGGGAGAGAGACCCUAUGCAUGUUCGGACUGCAAGAAAAGCUUUAGACAUUACUCGGUCCUUACUAACCAUUUGAGGAUCCACACGGGAGAGAGACCUUAUAAAUGCUUGGCGUGCGGGAAAAGCUUUUAUCAGAACUCACAUCUUGUCACCCAUCGGAGACUGCACACACCGCAGAAGUCGUAAGAAUUGUUCGCGCGUGGGAAAAACUUCAAGGAGAGUUCACAACUUCACGAAGGGAAAACUCCCCGAAGGGUCUUCGCCGUGGGAUACGUCCUGUCAGACGAUCAAACCUUGUUUCAUGUCGGACAAUCCACGCAGAAGAGAAAUGCUUGGAUGAGGGGAAAAGUUUCGAAAGUUCAGGGGGGAAAAAAAUCGGUCUGAGCUCAGACAUGAUUCCACGUGUCAUAACGCAGUGUUUUUCAACCAUUUUUUUAUAAAGUAAAAACCAAAAAUUAUAAGUACCCCCAGUGCCUACCAUUUUCAGACACACACAGUUUUCUUCUAGCGUUACUGUAGUCCAGCUAGGGAUGUAAUAGCGUAGUCCAGUGUUUCUCAAGCUUUUUUUCAAAAGUCCCUCUUUUUUAAA
Molecule: messenger RNA, 1960 nt
Organism: Pelodiscus sinensis (Chinese soft-shelled turtle)
Lineage: Eukaryota; Metazoa; Chordata; Testudines; Trionychidae
Source: RefSeq, a predicted model, not a curated record